This is a messenger RNA of Babesia bovis T2Bo, 1184 nucleotides long. Its product is annotated as putative integral membrane protein. Bases 15 to 1172 code for a protein of 385 amino acids. The record is from RefSeq and is a predicted model, not a curated record. The transcript has a single exon. Lineage: Eukaryota; Apicomplexa; Aconoidasida; Piroplasmida; Babesiidae.
AUUCCUAAUAAACCAUGGAUACUAUUACAUGUGGUACACUAGUAUUGGUACUGUUAUGGCUCUACCUGUGUUGCCAGAUAUUGGGUUUCUUGUUGACUAUCAUAGGAAAGUAUAGCACUCCAUUACUACUACAGUUCUAUUACUUACUAUCCAGUACUACUGCAUUACUACCUACAGUUACCACACUAUCUACUCUAUUGCUAGGAACAUGUCUGUGGCAAUGCAAAAAUGCUGGGUACCUCGUGUCGCCAAUGACCCGAUAUCAUUGGGUGCUACUGGUGCUACUAGUAAUACUACAGAUAGUGGCAGUGGUAAUGGAGUAUAUGGGUCUACAGGGAUUUGAUGGUAUCGGAGGCUUUGGUGUCGAAUGGACAUAUCCCAUUUACGGUAUAGCAGUGGUGAUACUUGGUAUACUAGGUGGUACCCUAUACUGCGGCUGGAAGUGUAACCUGUUUUGUAGACCAUGCUGCAAGAGCCAAUACAUGUGCUAUGGUAGUGCAAUAGUGGUAGUACUGGUGAUUCUUAUAGUAUUAGCUGUAACAGCCUCCAUUGUACGUUUCUUGGACAGCAGAGGAUUCGUUGGUUACGAACAGCCUACUGAUGGGCAGAACGAGAUUCUGACUAUUGGUUACUUUUGCUACAUAAUAAUACCUAUUACGCAGAUUUACACCAUUACAGUGUUAUGGAAUACAACUUUUAAACUACCCUAUACGGUACUAGAAGUGGUUGCCCUACUAGCGUCGGCACUGGCAGUGGCCUCUUUAUUGGCAGUAGUUGGAGGUACUCAGGAUCACCAAGUUGCUAUCGUAUACUCCCUUUUAACACUUCAUCUGGUGUCACUGGGAAUUACCUGGUACUGCCUGCAAUAUAAAGAGGUAUUCCACUGGCCCAAGCAGUACCUGUGUUUUGGGUUACUGGCAGCAGUGGUAAUACUAGUAGCAUUUGUACUGGUAGUGAUACAUAUUGUGGACCCUAACGAACAGAAGGAUGAAGCUGUGCAAUACAUCCUUCUGGGCUACUCAAUGGUACUGAUGGUACCUACAUUGUGGUAUGCAUACCGAUGUGGUCUAUUGACAUGGAAGUGGAAUUCUUGUAUCCCCAAGAAAAGCGGUCUCAAGGCUACUGACACUGCUGAAAACAAGGCAGCAGGCACUGAUAUCACAACAGAGUAGUACUGUCAGUGU